CGCAAAGCGCUGAGUCAUGGUGAGGCCGCUGGAGUGGCACCCUCCGAACCUGCCCUCCCUGCGCUCGGUGCCCGCUCCGCGCGUCCCCCAGCCCCGCGGAGGCUCCAGGUGUCGCCGCAGCCUCGUUCCCGGGCCGCCGCUGCCGCCGCCUCAGCAUUGGAACACUGUCUUUUUAGACUUCAACAUGGAGUCCUUUAAGAAGGUUAUUCUCUCGGUGCUCAGCCGGGAGCAGUCAGAAGGGGUCGGAGCUCGCGUCCGCAGAAGCAUUGGCAGACCCGAGUUAAAAAAUCUGGAUCCGUUUUUACUGUUUGAUGAAUUUAAAGGAGGUCGACCAGGUGGAUUUCCUGAUCACCCACAUCGAGGUUUUGAAACAGUAUCUUACCUCCUGGAAGGGGGCAGCAUGGCCCAUGAAGACUUCUGUGGACACGUUGGUAAAAUGAAUCCGGGAGACCUGCAGUGGAUGACCGCAGGCAGGGGCAUUCUGCACGCUGAGAUGCCUUGCUCAGAGGAGCCAGCCCAUGGCCUGCAACUGUGGGUUAAUUUGAGGAGCUCAGAGAAGAUGGUAGAACCCCAGUAUCAGGAGCUGAAAAGUGAAGAAAUCCCCAAGCCCAGUAAGGAUGGUGUGACAAUUGCUGUUAUUUCUGGAGAAGCCCUGGGAAUAAAG
This is a messenger RNA of Galeopterus variegatus (Sunda flying lemur), 664 nucleotides long. Its product is annotated as pirin-like. Gene Ontology annotation, molecular function: quercetin 2,3-dioxygenase activity. Gene Ontology annotation, biological process: monocyte differentiation. Gene Ontology annotation, cellular component: nucleus. The record is from RefSeq and is a predicted model, not a curated record. Lineage: Eukaryota; Metazoa; Chordata; Mammalia; Dermoptera; Cynocephalidae. The transcript is spliced from 5 exons. The annotation marks the transcript as partial.